This is a messenger RNA of Owenia fusiformis, 920 nucleotides long. Lineage: Eukaryota; Metazoa; Annelida; Polychaeta; Sabellida; Oweniidae. The record is from the annotation of a GenBank genome assembly.
UUGUUCUUAUUGGAAAGACUGGGGUCGGUAAGAGUUCGACGGCUAACACUCUAAUGGGUGGAAGGAGGUAUUUCAGAGCUGAGGCAAGUGUUAAUUCAAUCACAUCAGAUUGUGAUUGUAAUACAUAUAUCAACGGUUCAAUGUCUUACAAGAUUGUCGACACACCAGGAUUUAUGGAUACUGGUGCAGAUCAGAACGAAAUAAGGAAAGAAAUCGCAGCGUCACUACAACUUGCAACUCCUGGUCCACAUGUAUUCCUGAUUGUGUUAAAAUUCAACCGUUUUACAAAGGCAGACGAGGAUGUUAUCUUUGAAAUAAAGAAACUAUUUGGGGAAAGGUUUACUAGCUUUGCCAUCCUACUAUUUACCAAUGGGGAUGCCAUAAAACAUGACAUGAACGAUGACUUUAGUGAGGAAGAAUAUCGACAAGAAUGUGAGAAAUUGUUUUCCGAAGCGGUUAAAACAAGACCGGUAAUCGCGAAGCUUCUUGAACAAUUUUCUGGGAGAAUGUUUGUAAUCGACAACAGAUCUAAAGAUAAGAAGGCCGAAGCAUCUCGUCUUUACAAUGCUAUACACGAAUGGGGGCUUGGUACAAACUUCUGUUCUGAUAAACAUCGCCUUGCAGAAAUAAUGAAAGAGGAAGAAAAUGAGAUGAUUGAAAGAAAAAAGAAGGAGGAGCAAGAUAGGAAAAAUGAAGCGGAACGGAAAAGACUUAUCAGGGAGGAUGAGGAGAUAAAGCAAAAGGUACACGAUGUGGAAGAAUUUAAGGAAGACCUGGCAGUUAAAACUCAUAAAAUGAAGAAUCUAGAAUUGGAAUUCAAUAGAAGCGUUCAGCUGAAGCAAAAGGUACUUCAAUCCAGAGCUGAAGAGCUACACGGUCAUUCCACAUAUAAGGAGACAUUUAAGGUUCCAAACUUUUGA